AUGUCGUUUAUUGGAUUCACUGCCCUCGUGGCACUGGCCGCUAUAGGGUCAGUGCUAUGCGAGGACGAAACUAUAGGACCGAUAUUCAUGAAGGAACCGGCUAACCGAGUGGACUUUAGCAACACGACUGGAGCGACUGUAGAAUGCGCGGCACGAGGAUCCCCGUCACCCGAUAUCAUCUGGGUCCGAUCUGAUGGAACUGCUGUCGGUGAUGUCCCUGGACUGCGACAGGUUCAAGCGAACGGAAACCUUUUAUUUCCACCUUUCCGAGCGGAGGAUUACCGGCAAGAAGUUCAUGCCCAAGUUUACGCUUGUCUCGCUCGCAACUCUGUUGGUACCAUUCAUUCCAGGGAUGUUAACGUACGAGCCGCGGUUAAUCAGUUCUACGAAUCACAAGUUUACGACAUAUACGUUAUUCGCGGGAACGCUGCAGUCUUCAAGUGCCAUAUACCCUCGUUUGUGUCUGAUCAUGUACAAGUAGUUUCUUGGCACGAUUCCGAGAAUGGAGAAUACACAAUAAAUGAAAAUUACGAGGGUAAAUACUUAGUACUUCCAUCUGGAGAAUUGCAUAUUCGAGAUGUCGGACCCGAGGAUGGUUACAAAUCAUACCAAUGUAGAACAAAGCACAGGCUUACUGGUGAAACCCGACUUUCUGCUACUAAGGGACGACUUGUCAUUACCGAGCCACUGGGUAGCGCCGCUCCGAAAGUAGCUACAAAAGUGAUCGAUAUCAUAGAAGUGUCUUUCAGUAAUACUGUCACAUUACUUUGCCCUGCGCAAGCAUUCCCCGUUCCAAUAUUCAGAUGGUACAAGUUCGUGGAAGGUACAGCCAGGAAGCAACCCGUUACGCUCGAUGAUAGAGUAAAACAAGUAUCAGGAACUUUGAUUAUCAAAGAGGCUAAAGUUGAAGACUCUGGAAAGUAUUUGUGCGUUGUCAAUAACUCUGUCGGUGGCGAGUCCGUAGAAACUGUUUUGACUGUAACCGCUCCCUUGAAAGCUACCGUUGAACCAGCUACUCAGACCGUAGAUUUUGGAAGGCCUGCCGUAUUUACCUGCAGAUAUGAGGGUAACCCUGUGAAAACGAUCACUUGGCUUAAGGACGGCAAGGACAUGAAGCACCAUGAUGCUACCCUCAGGAUCGAAUCAGUAAAGAAGGAAGACAAGGGCAUGUAUCAAUGUUUCAUUAGGAACGACCAAGAAAGUGCGGGAGCCAGCGCUGAGUUGAAACUGGGAGGCCGAUUCGAACCACCGCUGAUUCGUCACAGUUUUGGAGAACAGACCUUCCGUUCUGGCCCAUCUCUACGUCUUAAAUGCGUCGCAUCUGGCAACCCUACCCCCGACAUCGUGUGGCUCCUGGACGGCGAGAAACUGACCAGCGGUGAAAGACUUCAGAUCGGACAAUUUGUAACCGCUGAUGGCAACGUUGAAUCUCACUUAAACAUUUCCUCUGUGCAUACGAACGACGGCGGAUUGUACACAUGCAUCGCAUCGAGCAAGGUUGGCAGUGCUUCCCACGCGGCUCGCGUCAACGUUUACGGCCUACCCUACGUGCGACCCAUGAAGAAACGUCCCGUAGUCGCUGGUGACAACCUCAUCGUACACUGCCCCGUGGCUGGCUAUCCGAUUGACUCUAUCGUUUGGGAACGUGAUAACAGGGUACUCCCCAUCAACCGCAAGCAGAAAGUUUUCCCUAACGGCACCCUCGUGAUCGAAAACGUGGAGCGAAUGAGUGACGAAGCGACCUACACCUGCGUAGCUAAGAACUCUCAGGGAUACACCGCUAAGGGAACAUUAGAAGUUCAAGUCAUGGUUCCACCGUUGAUAAUGCCGUUCAAUUUCGGUGAGGUGCCAUUCAACCCCGGUGACACAGCUUUAGUGAAUUGUGUCGCCACUAAGGGAGAUCUUCCUCUCGACAUCUCAUGGACGUUCAGCAGCGAAACUAUAGACUCGAGCCUCCAGCGAGACAUCACAACUAUGCCUCUAAAUCCUCGUGCCUCUAUCCUCACUAUCAACUCCGUGAGCGCAAACCAUCAAGGAAACUACACGUGCAUCGUGCAGAAUGCGGCCGGCCGCGCAGAAUAUGCAGCGACACUCGUCGUCAACGUUCCCCCCCGCUGGAUUAUUGAACCCACUGAUAAGGCAUUUGCACAAGGCUCUGAUGCCAAAGUGGAAUGUAAAGCCGAUGGGUUCCCUAAGCCCCAAGUGACGUGGAAACGGGCUGAAGGUGACACCCCUGGCGAUUACAAAGAUCUUAAGCCAAACAACCCUAACGUAAAAGUUGAGGAUGGAACAUUGACUAUUGCUAAUAUUCAGAAAACCAAUGAAGGAUACUACUUGUGCGAAGCUGUGAAUGGAAUCGGUUCAGGACUAUCGGCUGUUAUUCUGAUUAGCGUUCAAGCUCCACCCCAAUUCGAAAUUAAAAUGAGAAAUCAGACUGCACGCCGAAGUGAACCCGCUGUCCUGCAAUGCCAAGCUAAAGGAGAAAAGCCAAUUGGAAUAAUCUGGAACAUGAACAACAAACGCCUCGAACCCAAAUCUGACCCACGAUACACUAUUCGCGAAGAAAUCCUGCCCGGUGGUGUUGUCUCUGACCUUAGCAUCCGAAGGACUGAACGAUCAGAUAGCGCUCUUUUCACUUGUGUAGCUACCAACGCAUUUGGCUCCGAUGAUACCAGCAUUAACAUGAUCAUUCAAGAGGUACCCGAAGCUCCCUAUGGCCUUAAAGUUUUGGACAAAUCUGGAAGGACCGUACAACUGUCAUGGGCGGCUCCCUAUGAUGGCAAUUCUCCAAUCAAGAAGUUCCUCAUUGAAUACAAACGAGCCAAGGGUAACUGGGAAAAAGACAUUGACAGAGUUCUUGUACCCGGAGAUACGACUGAAGCCGGAGUUUUUAGCUUGAGACCCGCCACCGCCUACCACAUCAGGAUCGUUGCUGAGAAUGAACUGGGAACUUCUGAGCCAUCUGAGACUGUUACCAUUAUAACCGCUGAAGAAGCCCCUACUGGUCCCCCACAAGACUGCAAAGUUGAUGCCGUUGAUAAGCACACCCUCCGCGUCACCUGGAAGCCUCCCCCACCACAAGACUGGAACGGUGACCUCCAAGGAUACUAUGUUGGUUACAAACUGGCGUCUAGCAACAAAUCUUUCGUCUUUGAAACCGUUGACAUCUCUAAGGAAUCUGGCAAGGAACAUCACCUGGACAUUCUAAACUUAAAGACUUACACUCAAUAUGCCAUUGUAGUACAAGCGUUUAACAAGAUGGGAUCAGGCCCCGUGUCCGGAGAAGUACGAGCUUAUACCGCUGAAGGCGCCCCAUCUGCUCCACCCCAAGACGUUCUCUGCACUACUCUUACAGCGCAAACAAUCCGUGUAUCAUGGGUAUCCCCUCCUCUUGCUGCUGCUAACGGACUUAUCAAGGCUUACAAAGUGAUUUACGGACCUAGCGAAACUUGGUAUGAUGAAAAGUCAAAGGACACUAAGAUUACGGCCAGCAGCGAAACUAUCCUUCACGGACUUAAGAAAUUUACAAACUACUCUAUGGAAGUGCUUGCGACUACCAACGGAGGCGAUGGCGUCCGAUCUGCUCCUAUUCACUGCCAAACUGAACAAGAUGUACCGGAAGCUCCUCGUGCUGUGAAAGCAUUAGUUAUGGGACAAGACUCGAUCCUGGUAUCAUGGAGGCCUCCUGCGCAACCCAAUGGUGUUGUUACUCAUUACAAUGUCUACACUCAGGCACAGAAUGCUGAGCCCCAUCCCAACAAGGUACCAGCUUCUCAAACUAGCUACUCGGCAACUGAACUGAAAGCCGGCCGUUACGACUUCUGGGUCACCGCGUCUACCAUCAUCGGCGAAGGCCAACCCUCAGCCACUGCUUCCUGCAGCCCAAGUGACAAAGUUCCCGCCAAGAUCGCGUCAUUCGAUGAAUCUUUCACCGCUACUUACAAGGAAGAUGUCAAACUGCCCUGCCUUGCUGUCGGUGUUCCUCCUCCUAACAUUUUGUGGAAGGUGAAAGGCCAUCCCCUGGAAGCGUCAGAACGUGUGCGUCAAUUGCCUGAAGGAUCCCUGCAGAUUGCUGGCGUAGCUCGUGAGGACGCCGGCGAAUAUUCGUGCCAUGUUGACAAUCAAUUCGGAACUGACACUGUUACCCAUACGCUCUCAGUACUCGCUCCUCCCUUCCCGCCUCAACUCAGCAUCGCGUCGUCGUCCGUGUCGUCUCUCACUCUCCGCCUGAAGCCUUCAGUCGAAGUAGACCAGUCGCCCGCCGCAGGAUACACCAUCCACUACAAACAAGAAUUCGGAGAUUGGGAAACCGUACAGAUUCCAAGCACCACUGACACUUACACUCUGGAGAACCUGUUCUGCGGUUCAAGAUAUCAACUCUACGUUACGGCUUACAACGGUAUCGGCACUGGUGAGGCUUCAGACGUGGUGAUCGCCCGUACUCGCGGUUCCAAGCCCCCGGUACCUCGCGCCGCUGAUUUCAUUGAAGUCGGAAGCUCUUCAGUCACUCUGCACCUCAAACAAUGGUUGGAUGGCGGAUGCCCCAUGAGCCACUUUGUCGUCGAGAACAAGAAAAAGGGUGCUGCUGAAUGGAAUCAAAUCUCCAACGCUGUCAAACCCGGUGGAAACUUCGUCGUACUUGAUCUGGAACCUGCCACUUGGUAUGUACUGAGGAUUACAGCCCACAACAACGCUGGAUUCAACGUCGCAGAAUACGAAUUUGCUACGCUUACCAUGACCGGAGGAACCAUUGCUCCCUUACCUGGCAACAUCGGCACCGACAAGGAACUGCCUCCCUGGGUCAAGGCUUGGCUGGAACCAGAAGUCCUCGUACCAAUUUUGGCAACGAUCGUGGUGUUUAUCGUAGGCGUGGUGGUGAUCUGUCUGACCUUAGCUCGCAGGAACACCCCGCACCGCCUGCGAGGUCAGAAGGACAUGUAUUACGACGCAGUGUACAACGCGUCGCAGGCCGCGCUGGGCGGCGGCGGCGGCACGCUGGACAAGCGCGGCGGACUGCGGGACGAGCUCGGGUACAUCGCGCCGCCCAACCGCAAGCUGCCGCCCGUGCCCGGCUCCAACUACAACACGUGCGACCGCGUCAAGCGACAGGCCGUCAUCAUGGGCGCGCACUCGACGUGGGACCCGCGCCGCCACCACUACGAGCGCGUCCGUCGCCCGCGCCUGCGCAGGGCCGGCUCCGGAGAUACCGCCUCCACAGGCAUGGAAGACGAAAUCUGCCCGUACGCGACGUUCCACCUGCUAGGCUUCCGCGAGGAAAUGGACCCCAGCAAGGCCCUGGCCUUCCCGCAUCAUCACCCCGCCCACGCCGGCACACUCGCCCACCCCCACCCACACCACCCAGCUCACUCCCGCGCCGGAUCCCAGAGCAUGCCUCGUGCCAACAGCCGCUAUGCCCGCAAGAACUCUCAGGGUGGACAGAGCGCCAUCUACUCGACUGCCCCCGAAUACGACGACCCGGCCACCUGCGCUGAAGAAGAUCAAUACCGUGCCCGUUACUCUCGCCCGAUGUACGCUUGUGGUCCUGAGUACGACGAGCCUGCUUGCUGCGCUCCCGAAGAUGAACAAUACACCGGCGCUUACGGCACUCCCUACUCCGAUCACUAUGGAUCUCGCCCCAGCAUUGCUUACGUGUCAGGUACCCGCAAGUGCGGCGGAUCCCCCGAGCCUCCCCCACCCCCUCCACGCAACGCCAACAACGACAACAACUGCUCCUCCUCAUUCAAUGAAAGCAAGGACUCGAACGAAAUCUCCGAAGCCGAAUGCGACCAGCCACGCAACUAUCCCGUAAGGGCCCACACUGCUAAGGACGGCUUGCACAGCGAGGAAAUGAGGAAACUCAUUGACAGACCAGAAGCAACCACCCCAAUCCCCCAGCAAGCAGUCCACGGGCGGGGACUCACAGCCUACGAUACUGUGGCAGUGUAA
This is a messenger RNA of Spodoptera littoralis (African cotton leafworm), 5946 nucleotides long. Lineage: Eukaryota; Metazoa; Arthropoda; Insecta; Lepidoptera; Noctuidae. The record is from the annotation of a GenBank genome assembly.